Messenger RNA from Brachypodium distachyon (stiff brome), 504 nucleotides. RefSeq lists its product as uncharacterized. The record is from RefSeq and is a predicted model, not a curated record. Gene Ontology annotation, molecular function: nucleic acid binding; zinc ion binding. Bases 1 to 504 code for a protein of 167 amino acids. Lineage: Eukaryota; Viridiplantae; Streptophyta; Magnoliopsida; Poales; Poaceae. The transcript is spliced from 2 exons.
AUGGCGUACCAGGUGUUCGGCGGAAGAAAAGAAGAUGAUCCAUGGUUCUGGAGCAGUUCGAAGAAGAACAUUGCACUCAAGGCCAAGAAAUCAUCCAAGAAGAUUGUCAGCUCCAGUGAAGAAUCUGAAGACUCAUCUUCGUCUGAUGAAGAAUCCAACUCCAGUGACGAGCUUGCUCUGUUUGUGAAGAGGUUCAAUAAGAAGUUUGGAAGAAAAUUUGGAAACAAACUGAAGCAUCAAGGUGAAUCCAGCUCCUCCAAGUUUCGGAAAUCUGCUCAUCGGAAGAAAUCUGAUAUGGCCAAAAGAGUUUGCUUCAAUUGUGGCAAGCAAGGUCACUUCAUUGCUGAAUGUCCCGAGAAAGCUGAUGAAGACAAGGAGAAGAAAGGAUUCAAGAAACACUCUCACAAGAAGAGCCAUGACCGUCACAAGAAGAAGGAUUGGAAUAAGGACUCUGCUCACAAGAAGGAGGGGAAGUAUUAUUCUAGAGCACAUGUUGGUGAAUAG